CGCAAGUCUCACUAAGUAAACUGUCUUGAAAAUUAACUAGGGAAUUGGAUGUGAUUGUGAGUAGGACGAAAAAAUUUCAAAUUUGAUACUAUUUCAAUAUUAAUUAUCUUAAAAGAGUUUUCUUACUUUUGUUAUAAUCAAUCAUAGUAAUAAUAAUUAGCCAAGAUGGGUCGUGUUAGAACUAAAACCGUUAAGAGAGCUUCCAAGGUCUUAAUCGAAAGAUUUUACCCAAAGUUAACCUUAGAUUUUGAAACCAACAAGAGAUUAACUUCUGAAAUUGCUGUUAUUCAAUCUAAGAGAUUAAGAAAUAAGAUUGCUGGUUACACCACCCACUUAAUGAAGAGAAUUCAAAAGGGUCCAGUUAGAGGUAUUUCUUUCAAAUUACAAGAAGAAGAAAGAGAAAGAAAAGAUCAAUAUGUUCCAGAAGUUUCUGCUUUAGACUUAUCUAACGGUCAAUUAGAAGUUGAUGCUGAAACCGCUGAUUUGAUCAAGACUUUAGGUUUCAAGAUCCCAGUUCAAACUGUCUCUAUCUCUUCUCAAAGAGGUCCAAGACGUUUCACUAAGAGAAACUAAAUUAAUUAAUUAAUUAAUCUAAAAGGAAUAUUUCAUCCACCAUAUAUUGAAUAAACUUUCUAAAUCAUUUUUCAUAUAUUAUUAUCAUUUAAUUUUGGUUGGAAUAAUAUUUCAUUUAAAUUUGAUAAUUAAUAAAAUCAACCACCCCCCAUCAUCUUCACACAUUCUAUAUAUAUAAACUAAAAAAAGGUUCUAUAUACAUGUAUACGUAAUAUAAAAACAUAUAAAAAAAUCUAUAGGUAGAUUUUUAUCUACCACAUUGUAAAUCUAAGUAGUUGAUAUAAAUAUAUAUUAUAUAUAUAAUAUAUUUCACUCCCAUCGGAAUUUCGUCUGUAUAUGGCUAAGAA
Scheffersomyces amazonensis is the source of this 920-nucleotide messenger RNA. It is a transcript of the gene RPS17B, whose product is annotated as 40S ribosomal protein eS17. The record is from RefSeq and is a predicted model, not a curated record. The transcript has 2 exons. NCBI's taxonomy places the organism in Eukaryota, Fungi, Ascomycota, Pichiomycetes, Serinales, Debaryomycetaceae. Gene Ontology annotation, cellular component: ribosome. The coding region runs from base 166 to 573 and encodes 135 amino acids. Gene Ontology annotation, biological process: translation. Gene Ontology annotation, molecular function: structural constituent of ribosome.